Pteronotus mesoamericanus is the source of this 1692-nucleotide messenger RNA. RefSeq names its product centromere protein T (gene CENPT). Gene Ontology annotation, cellular component: kinetochore. The transcript is spliced from 13 exons. Gene Ontology annotation, molecular function: DNA binding; protein heterodimerization activity. NCBI's taxonomy places the organism in Eukaryota, Metazoa, Chordata, Mammalia, Chiroptera, Mormoopidae. Gene Ontology annotation, biological process: kinetochore assembly; mitotic cell cycle; chromosome segregation. The record is from RefSeq and is a predicted model, not a curated record. Bases 1 to 1692 code for a protein of 563 amino acids.
AUGGCGGACAGUUACGUCUCUGACAAUGAGCCUACGACGCGUACGCUGCUGCGGCGCGUGCUGGAUACAGAGGACCCGCACACCCCGCGGCGACGGCAAAGUACUCGGGCUAGUGCCCAGAGAACCCCGCUUGAAACACCUUUCUCUAUGAGGCUGAGGAGCCAAACAAAGACAACUGCCAGCCGGCGUUCCCAUAGAGCCAGGUCUGUUGGCAGAUUGGCCCACAUUCAAACCAGUGGACAUCUGAAGGAACAGACACCCCGGACUCUGCUUGAGAAUAUUCUACUCACUGCACCGGAAUCUUCCAUGGUCAUGCCCGAGUCAGUAGUGAAGCCAGUGCCAGCACCACCGCUGGUCCAGUCCUCUAGCCGGGAAAGCAGUCCAGGCAGCCUGGAGCUACAUCUCCCUGAGUUCAAAACCCCCACAACGCUGGCUCCAAGUCUGCUGGCUACUGGCAAGAGGAAGCAGAGGUUGAGAUUGUCAGUGUUUCAGCAAGGAAUGGAUCAGGGGCCACCUCUCUCCCCAGGUCCUCUUACAAAACUUCAUGGGAAUGCUGGUGCCUCCUCCCUCACCAGCUCCCUCAACCUGACCUUUGCCACACCUCCCCUACCACAAUCCGUGCGGAGGCCUGGUUUGGCCCGCAGACCUCCUAGACGCCCAGCAGUAGAUGUGGGUACAUUUUUGCAGGACCUGCAAGAUACUUCUACCCUGCCAACGGACACCGUGCUGGAGGACACCCAGCCCUUCUCCCAGCCUCUGAUUGGCCCUUCCCCCAGUGUGCACCACUCCCUCCCCUGCCCCUCUUUCUCUGCUGAGAGGACUGUCAGUCACAGGGCGCGGAGCAGUGGGCCUGGGCUGCCGAACAACAGUACUGGCAAACCAGCCCCACUUCUGGUAGGAAAGGCAGAGGGGGUUGAUGCCCUUGCUAAGGGCUUCCCAAACACCAGCAAUAGUCUCUCUGGAGAAGAUGGACUACAGCCCUUACAGGAUGGAGUUGGUGAGGAGGUAGAGGAAGUAAUGGAAGAAAGCUUGAGCAUGAGCGAUGUGAAGGAGGCAGCAGGAGCACAGGGGUCUGCCAGAGCAGAAGAGCCGGAAAGGCACCAAGAAGUGAUAGAAGCAGAGAGAUCCUGGGGGGCCAUUGAGGCCAAGAAGCCAGAAGCAUCUCCAGGGGAUGAGGACACCCCUGGUAGGACAGGAAGUCCAGAAUUGACCUCCGCCACCCUGGAGAUUCAGCAGGCCAGGCAACUUGCGUUUCUUGAGCCAGCCCCACCAACUAGCACUACAGUCUUAUCUUCAGAGCCUUUGGAGCCUCUGUCAGCCAAGUGUCCUCCCAGGGCCCAAACUGCUGGCCCCAGACUCCGUCGAGAUCCUUACAAGACUGGACUGAACCACUAUGCUAAGCUCUUCAGCUUCUAUGCUAAAAUGCCCAUGGAGAAGAAGGCUCUUGAGAUGGUGGAGAAGUGCCUGGACAGGUAUUUUCAACAUCUUUGUGAUGACUUGGAAGUAUUUGCUGCUCAUGCUGGCCGCAAGACUGUGAAGCCAGAGGACCUGGAGCUGCUCAUGCGACGGCAGGGCCUAGUCACUGACCAAGUCUCCCUUCAUGUGCUUGUGGAGCAGCACCUGCCCCUGCAGUACCGGCAGCUCCUCAUCCCUUGUGCAUUCAGUGGCAACACUGUCUUCCCUGCCCAGUAG